Messenger RNA from Apaloderma vittatum (bar-tailed trogon), 905 nucleotides. It is a transcript of the gene RASL11B, whose product is annotated as RAS-like, family 11, member B. The transcript is spliced from 3 exons. Gene Ontology annotation, molecular function: GTPase activity; GTP binding. Lineage: Eukaryota; Metazoa; Chordata; Aves; Trogoniformes; Trogonidae. The record is from RefSeq and is a predicted model, not a curated record. The annotation marks the transcript as partial.
AUCGGCGACUACGAGAGGAACGCAGGUAAUCUCUAUAGCAGGCAUAUCCAGAUAGAUGGAGAGAUGUUGGCUAUUCAAGUGCAAGAUACUCCAGGAGUUCAGAUCCAUGAACACAGUUUGCACUGUAAUGAGCAGUUGAACAGAUGCAUUCGCUGGGCUGAUGCCCUGGUGAUCGUCUUCUCCAUCACAGACUAUAAGAGCUAUGAACUGCUCAGUCACCUUUACCAUCACGUUCGACAGUUGCAUCCAGGAAACGCAGUCCCCAUCGUCAUCGUCGCAAAUAAAGCUGACCUCUUGCAUAUCAAAGAGGUGGAGCCUCAGCAUGGACUUCAGCUGGCCAACAUGCUGGGCUGUACUUUCUACGAAGUAUCCGUCAGUGAAAACUACAACGACAUCUUCAAUGCAUUCCAUCUCCUCUGUAAAGAAGUCAGUAAACAGCAAACAACCAGCACCCCGGAGAGAAGGAGAACCUCUCUUAUUCCACGGCCAAAAUCACCCAACAUGCAGGAUCUGAAGAGAAGGUUCAAGCAAGCUUUGUCUGCCAAAGUGAGGACUGUCACUUCUGUUUGACAGCAGAACCGUUGGUCUUCUUUAUCCCAAGACUGAAACCUGGGGCGUUUGGCACAUCUAGAGUCUGAGGCAUUGUGAAAGAAGGAUGGUUUGGGUAGCUUUCUUGCAUGGCUGUAGAAGUUCUUAAGCUGUUGCUUAAAAAACAAACAGUGGCAGAUUGGAAAAGGAAAACAGACUCAAAAACUCUUGAAAUAGUUCUAGGAUGUGACUUGCAGAACAAGUAUUUUCAUUUGGAAAAAGACCUUUUUCAGUAAAUGAAACAAGCUUUCAGUUUGCCUUUUUUUUUCCAGUUGGACAGAUUUGGUUUUCAUUUGUGCAGAAACAACCUUUUAGCU